Molecule: messenger RNA, 7298 nt
Organism: Amaranthus tricolor (Joseph's coat)
Lineage: Eukaryota; Viridiplantae; Streptophyta; Magnoliopsida; Caryophyllales; Amaranthaceae
Exons: 16
Coding region: 307-5136 (1609 amino acids)
Biological process (GO): protein deubiquitination
Molecular function (GO): protein binding; cysteine-type deubiquitinase activity
Source: RefSeq, a predicted model, not a curated record
CUAAUUUCUUCACUUAACACACAUAGUCUUCACUCACUCUAACAUCUUCUUUGGUAGGUGAGAAUUGAGGAUUGAGAUUUGAGAUUAUAUUUGGUCGCAAGAAAUUAAAAAAAAAAAAAAAAACUUUGGUACGUAUAAAAACCUCACACUCCUCUUUUUUUUCUUCAUUCAUCUUUUUUCUUUCUCAAAAAUCAAAAUUGUCAAAAUUUGAUCUUAGUUUCCCCCAGUUUCUCUUUCAUUUUCGUUUUUGUUAUGCAUCAAUUAAGCAAUUGAUUCAAUUUCUAAACACUACUCUGUGCCCUAGAAAUGGGGCACCAUAAAAAGCGUACCACCAACACUACGGCCACCACAUCGAAAAAAUCCUCGACAAGUUCGUUGCAUCAAUCGCUAAAACAAUCGUUGGAUUCAUCGGUGGAUAAGUUGGCUGAUGCGUCGGCAGCGAUUAAACAAGAAUGCGAAAAAGCCCUAAAUUCUAUUCGAAGAGGUAAUCAUAAUAAAGCGCUUCGAUUGAUGAAGGAAUCGAGUCAGAAGUAUGAGAAUUCUGCGCUUUUUCAUCGGGUUUAUGGUACAAUUUGUAUGAAAGUUGCUGGGAUUAUUGAUGAUCCUAAUACUAAACAGCGUCAUUUAAGAAAUGCGGUUGAAUCGGCGCGAAAGGCGUCUGUUUUAUCACCGGACUCGAUUGAGUUUGCUCAUUUUUAUGCAAGUUUGUUGUUUGAUACUGCUAAUGAUGGGAAGGAUUAUGAUGGAGUGAUUUCUGAGUGUUAUAGAGCCUUGGCGAUUGAAAAUCCGAUUGAUCCUUUGAAAGAUAACCUAAAUAAUCAGCAAUUGGAGGAGAGUUCACCGGCGCUUUCAACACCUGAAGAGCGGAUAGCGCAGGUGAAAGGAGAGCUUGAAGGACUUAUUAACAAGUCGAAUAUAGCUUCGAUUUCUACAUGGAUGAAGAAUUUGGGAGGUCCACCAGGGGAGGAGAAGUUUAGGUUGAUUCCUUUGAGGAGGCUUUCAGAGGAUCCAUUGGAUUCUAGAUACUUUUCUACGAGUAAUUCGAACAACCGGAGGCCGAAUGAGAUUAAGAAGGCUACUAAGACGCCUGAGGAGAGGAGGAAAGAGAUUGAGGUCAGGGUUGCUGCUGCUAGGUUGUUGCAGCAGAAAUCUGAGCAGGGGGAGAAUUCUGAAGAGGAUAAAAAUGGCGGUGGUUCGCAGUCUAGUAACUCGUUUUCUGGGAGUGGUUCGAGUAAGAUUGGUGAAAGGAGAAGGCCUGGGAUUGAUAAGAGGCAUUCCAGCUUUCGUGAGCGAAAAGAUCAGGUGAGGUCAUUUUGGAACUCAAUGAGUAAUGAAAUGAAAAGGAGUUUGCUGAAUGUUGGAAUUAGUGAUCUUAGGGCACAUUUUAGUGGGUUGUCGAAUAAAGAUGGGGUGCAAGCUUGUGAGAUUUUGUCUGAGGCUUUACAGUUCGUGGAAACGACUAACUCAUGGAAGUUUUGGGCGUGUUGUCGUUGUGGGGAGAAGUUUUCGCUGCCUGAUGCUCUUGUACAGCAUGUGUUUCAAGAGCAUAUGGGGAACCUAUUGCAGAAAGUCCAGUCUGCUGUGCCUCAGGCUGUUAGUAAUGAGUGGGCUGAAAUGCUUGUUACUUGUUCUUGGAAACCCUUGGAUUUGACUGCGUCUGUAAGAAUGCUUGAAGAUCAGUUAAAAUCUGAGGACUCUGAGUUUUCUGGCAGGAAGAUCAAUGAGGAAACUAAUAAUGGUUCCAGUGACAGUUUUGGCUCUGAGGAGUUUUUUCCAGAGAAGAAGAUCCUGGCUGAUGAUUGUAAUGGUGGUUUAUGGGAGAGUAAAGGGGAAGAUGGAGAUUUUAAAAUCAAAUGUAAAACAUGUGAUAAAAAUGAAGGUGCAGAGUUGUAUACUCUCGGGAAUAGCUGGCCUUUGUCGGAUGAUAUUGAGCGAGCGAAGUUACUUGAGAAGGUCAGCUCUUUGUUUCACUUGCUGGUUAGGCACAAAUGUCUUGCUAUGACUCACCUGGAGAAGGUGAUGCAUUUUACCAUGGAGGAGUUACACGGUGUUUAUCCUGGAACACAGAUUCUGAGCUCUGGUGUGGACAAGACUCCUCUAUGCAUUUGCUUUUUAGGAACUUCUCAGCUUGAGAAGAUAAUCAAGUUUCUACAGGAGGUGUCUCGUGCAUGUGGUGUGGUUAGAUAUCCUGAGAAACUGACUCCGGCUGAGGCCAAUAGCCACUCUGAAAAUUCUGACUGUGAAGAAACAAUCUUGCUUGACAAAGAUGCAUCGUCCCUGUUACUGGAUGAAAGAUUAUUGGAUUCUGAAGGCACAAGAACUGAUGUGGGUUCAGGAUAUUCUGUUGGUGUCUCUGAGAAGGGUGUUCAACCUUGUUCUGAUUCUUUUCUGUCCUGGAUAUACGGUGGAUCUUCUUGUGGAGAACAGUUAGUGUCUUGGUGUAGGCUCAAAGAUGAAAAGUUACAGCAAGGUACAGAAUUACUGCAGAUGCUUGAGAAGGAAUUUCAACAUCUUCAGAACCUAUGUGAAAGGAAAUACGAGCAUAUAGGUUUUGAAGAAGCAUUGCAGGGAAUGGAAGAGCUGUGUGUGGAAGAAAGCAAGAACAGGGAACACAUUACUGAAUUUUCUUACCGUAGCUAUGAUUCAAUCCUCAGGAAGCACAGAGAUGAGCUUGCUGAUGGCGACACCGAACACUUGUUUGUCAGCAAUGGGUUGGAGGAUACUGCCAUCUCAGUUGUUUUAAAGGAAGCUGAAACUCUCAGGGCUAAUGAUGCCUAUACUUCACGUAUGUGUGACCCCGAAGCUGGUGAAGAUGAGUGGAGAUCGAAGGAUUAUCUACAUUCAAUGGACACUUACAUUGAUCUUGCUAUACGAGGACAAAAGGAACAAAUGUCUUUAGAGCUGUGCAAAAUUGAUGCAAGAAUAUUGCGGAAUGUUGCCAGCAUGCAGCAAUUGGAGCUCAAGCUUGAACCUGUUUCUGCUCUUGAUUAUCGUUUUAUAUUAUUGCCCCUUGUGAAGUCAUUCAUGCGGGCACACUUGGAAGAUCUUGCAGAAAAAGAUGCCACAGUGAAAUCUGACGCAGCAAGAGAAGCAUUUUUAGCAGAACUUGCUCUUGAUUCUAAGAAAGGUGCUGGAAAUGGAAGUGAUAGCUCAAGAUCAAUGCAAGAUAAAAUGAAGGACAAGAAAAAAAAUAAAGACUUCAGGAGACACAAGGAUAUAAAGGCUAGAAGCUUUAAUGGGCUGCUUGAGCAUUCUGAACAAUUUUCUAUUGUAGUUGCCUCUGAAAGUGAUCAUUUAGAUUCCGACGUAGUGGCUUCAGAAAGUGGUGACAACCUGGAGGAGCUUCGAAGAAAGAUUGAGCUUGAGGCAGAGGAAAGAAAGCUAGAAGAAAACCUGGAAAGUCAGAGACAGCUGGAAAACGAGGCAAAACAGAAGCUUCUUGCUGUGCAGCGUAGAAGGAAUGCUGCUGCAGGUUUUCAAGAUACUGAAAAUUGCUUCAAUGAUGUUUCGUUUGAGCAUGGCAUCUCAGGCGCUGUACACUGUAAGCAAGAGCCUUUGUUAUCAAAUAGUGUUUGCACGGAAAAUCUAGAUGGUCUGGAUAGAAACCUGAAAGAGGGCAGUGAUUAUGCUGUUAUUGCAAAUGAUGAGUGUGAUACAAGUGCUACCAGUUUUCUUAAACAAGGCUCAUCUGAUGGAGAAAUUCCAAAUGCAAAUUUUCAAUCUGAACAGCGAACCCGAAGGAAAUGGAAGCGUAGGAGUUCUACAAAACAAUCAGAAGGAAUGUACCAUGUUGUUUCAAAUAGAAAGGAAGAUGUUAAAACUGAAAAUCCAAGUUCUGAUCUAAUGCAACAAGGCCAAGUCUGGAAUCAGGGCGACGGUAUUCAUCACAGUGUUGGAAAUGGUGGGUCAAAAACACUACGACAAUUACAGGCUGAAGAAGAUGAGGAGGAAAGGUUUCAAGCAGACUUGAAGAAGGCUGUACUGCAAAGCCUAGACACUUUCAAAGCUCGUCAGAAGUUUCCUCUAGUUCCCAAUUCAAGGUUUAUAAAACCGUGCUUGCAAAUUGCAGAUAGUUUGGGCACUGAAGCUGCUGAUGUGUCAAGCGUAAAUGUGAAUGAAUUGGAUGUGUUCGGUGCAGGAUUGCAGAAUAAAAUUGGUGAAUACAAUUGUUUUUUAAAUGUGAUCAUCCAGUCGCUGUGGCAUAUAAGACGAUUUCGCGAAGAGUUCUUGAGGAGAUCACCGUCUGAGCACGUUCAUGUGGGAGAUCCUUGUGUUGUUUGUGCAUUAUUUGAGAUCUUAACAGCAUUAAGCGUGGCAUCUGGAAAUGCAAAAAGUGAACCAGUGGCUCCUACUACUUUAAGAAUGGCUUUGAGUAAUUUAUAUCCAGAAAGUAAUUUCUUUCAAGAGGGGCAAAUGAAUGAUGCUUCUGAAGUUCUUGCAGUAAUAUUUGAAUGUUUGCAUCAGUCAUUUACUUCUGGUUACGGUAGCUCUGACUCAUCAGUAGAAAGCACUUGCGUUGGAUCUUGGGAUUGUGUCAGCCCUUCUUGUAUAGCACACACUCUUUUUGGAAUGGACAUUUUUGAACGAAUGAAUUGUUAUCAAUGUGGUUUGGAGUCCAGGCAUCUGAAGUACACUUCAUUCUUUCAUAAUAUCAAUGCCAGUGCCCUGCGAACAAUGAAGGUAAUGUGUCCAGAAAAUUCAUUUGAUGAGCUGCUAAAUUUAGUUGAGAUGAAUUAUCAGCUAGCUUGUGACCUAGAAGGUGGUGGAUGUGGGGAAUCGAAUCAUAUUCAUCACAUCCUUUCAAAUCCUCCUCACAUUUUUACAACAGUUCUUGGUUGGCAAAAUACAUGUGAGAGUGUUGAUGACAUUAAAGCUACCUUGGGAGCAUUGGCUAUCGAGAUAGACAUAAGUGUACUUUACCGCGGUUUAGAUCCUAAGAAUGUGCAUCGUCUGGUUUCUGUGGUUUGUUAUUAUGGUCAACAUUAUCAUUGCUUUGCUUACAGUCAUGACCAGGAGAAAUGGAUAAUGUAUGAUGACAAGACAGUCAAGAUAAUUGGCACUUGGGAGGAUGUCAUUUCUAUGUGCGAAAGAGGUCAUUUACAACCGCAGGUUCUCUUUUAUGAAGCUGGAAUCUAAGUUGAUGGAGGACUAAUUUUCGUAGUUGCAGAUUGGGAGGUGCAAGACAUACUUGCCUACACUUAAAUAAUGUGUGGCUGCAUAUAUUUUAGAGUUUUGGUAUAGGAUCAAUUAUCGCAUUUGGAAAAAGUUCGAUGAUUUAAAUCCUAUUUAUUGCUGGAAAGAUAAAUAUAGAGGAACGUUAUGCGUACAAAGAUCAUCUGACCCAGUAUAAUUUCCUGGACUGAAGCCUUUUGAAAACCGAGAUCAAUGUGCUUGAGACACAGUUUAGUGCUCUGAUGCAGUAUUAUGUGCAGAUGGAGGAGCAUCAGUUAUCUUUGACUCCCGAAAAUGGAAAUGGUUGGUGAAGGUUCAAUAGUUUUUGCUACUAUUUAUAGGUAAUUCCUGGGGAAGUUGGAAGACACGCCUAACUAGCUGGAAUCAACAUUACAGGUACGAUUAUCAACUGCAUUUGAAAGUAUUUUAAAUAGCUAUACAAUAAGAGCAGAUGUAUCUUCAAAAAGUGUGGUUAAUUCUUUUGCCCCCUUCACUCACCUGCACCAACAAAAUAGAGGAUCCUGCUUCCCCCAGAAAAACCGAACUAUGUAGGUGUAAUAGCCGGAAGUUUUUGUAUAGGUGGCAGGUAUGCUGUCGAACUUGUGGUAGUCUAGAGAACAAUCAAUUAGUAUGAAAAUUUUGACGGUGAAAAGAUAGAAUUGGUUCCUUAUGUUUAUUGCUUAGAUUAUAUAGAUUUGUUUUAGUAAAUUUUGCAGUAAAGGGAAAAAAAUUUGCAAAAUGGAUCGAGAAGUUUCCGGUGUUCCUUAAUGCAGCAAAUACGUGUAUUUUGUUUUUCGGGCAUUAGAGUGAUGGAAUGUUGUAGUUUCUAGUGUAGUCAACUUAUUUCGCAGUGAAAGACUUGAGCAAUAUUACGGGUUUUAAAUUGGAGCUUACAUUUAAAGCUAAAUACUAAUGAGGGUUAUUUGUCAUUGUUCAUAGUCAUAAUAUGGUGUAAAUGUGUAGUGUGUAUGAUCCAUAGAUGAUUAUGGGCAACUAUUUGGCAUCUGAUUAUACAAGGUUUACACAGAUAAAUAGUCUUAAUUAUUAAUAUAUAAUUAUUUAUAUAUAAAACUUGAGAAAUAUUUUUGAGUAGUUUUAUUUCGAUAUUCAUGGUUCAAAACUAAACACUCCAAUUUGUGGCCCGCCAAUUGCAUUGUAGAAGUAUUGUCAAUAUUUUUUUCUCAAUCAAUUUUUUUUCUUUUGCUUAUAUAAUCAUAGCAAUUUCUGCAUAUCAACAAAGUGACCCAAAGAUAUGAUGUUAUAGUAAGAGCCAAAUCACUUUAUGUUGAAGAUGAUUCUAAUCACAUUGUAGCAUGUCUCAUUGAGGAAGACAAUGAGAAUGAAAAGGGGUUGAGUGCCUUGAUGAAGGAGCUUUGAGAAAGCCGAGAGAGGGGGCUAGAUCAUAGUGCUCGAACAAUGUGCUCGUUCGAGCAAACAUCAACAUAAUAGUAUGGGACAAUUGUGAAGAGUUUGUUUGCGUGUUGUACUAUUACAAUGGGUUAUAUAAGGAGCUAUUAAAUCAGCUUAGAGUUAGAGUGGAGUAGUCUCGGGGUAAGUAAGAGAGGUUAUAUAACACUAGUGUGAGGUUUGUAUUGUACAUUCCAUCAUUGGAGGUAGUAAAUUGGUGGAUGAGCUUCGAAUGGUGAUAGAUUUCACUAAUGUAUUGUAGAAUUUUAAUGAAAUAUAAUUAUUUUUGAGUGGAAGGGGCGGGUCUAAGACACAAAUUAUAUUGUUGUAUGUGAUUUGUUCAUUCAAAGCUUUAAUCUUUUUGUUGGUGUGUGCGUCUGUUUUUCUUCAUCCUUUUAUACAUUUUCUCAUCUUUCUAUUCAAUCCAUACAAAUGGAUACAAGACUUGCUAAAAACAAAUAUAUAUGCCGCAUCACCAUUCAUGAGCUUUGCUUAAUGUGUAAGUUGACAUAAUUAUGGACAAAUAAGCAUUGUUUACUUUUAAUAAAGAAGAUGUGGCAUAUGAAAUUAUUAGCAAGCUCAAUUAUAAAAAAUGCAGCCAAUAUACAAAUUCAAGAACAAAGUAUCAAGCUUUAUAACCCAAAUCCCACAGACGAAUUAAUAUAAUUAGAAAAACCAAAGCCACUUGAAAUCUUUAUGCAAUCGACUUUAUUCCUUCC